GGUCACGGGAGGAACAGUUUGACGCGAUAUUCUCAACGUAGCGCCGUAUGAAAGUUGAAGGUCUUAAAUAUUUCAAACACGAGCAUUAUAACAAGUGUGUUUGACUUGAGCGUUGCCUGAAGCCCGCGCUGCCUUCAGAAUAAACCUGUGUUGACAGGCGCAUUUGUGCUCAGGCGUCUGCACGGGCAGCUAAAAGAAGGACUUCAGUUCAGAGCUGCUCAUGUGUUGAUUCAUUCCAGUGUGUCACAGCACAGUGCAUGCAAACACUCUGCAAACAUGGCCACCAAAAUCCAGAGACUGACCGAGGAGGAGAGAGCUCAUCUUCUCCCGCUGCUGCAGAACGCCCAAUGGGUGGAGGUGGUGGGACGGGAUGCCAUCUACAAGGAGUUUGUCUUUAAAGAUUUUAAUCAGGCUUUUGGGUUCAUGUCCAGAGUGGCACUGCAAGCGGAGAAGAUGGACCAUCAUCCUGAGUGGUUCAACGUUUACAAUAAGGUCCAGAUCACCCUGAGCACACACGACUGUGGAGGUUUGUCCCAGCGUGACAUCACCUUGGCCACUUUCAUCGACCAAGCCUCUCUGAUGUGACAAGAUAGAGCAUCUCGACACUGAUAGCACAAUAAUGUGUCUCACAGAUCAUCAAAGCUCCCUUACUGCCGGUCUGGAGAAGGUCAAAUGUACAUUUGAAAUGUUUGUUGAUGACGUUUUUUUUUUAAUAUUUGAAAUCCGCUAUUUUUUAACCUCCUACUAUGUACAGUAUAUGUCAAAAUAGUUGAGGUUUGAGUCAUAUUAUCAGGGAUCGCUUCAGUGUUGCCAGAUGGGGAUUACCAUACCAUACCAUACAGACCUGAUUUGACAUUAGUCUUAAAGUAAAACAUGACCAGAACUGUGUACAGGAGAAAUGUCCAAAAUGGGGCUCGAGGGUAAUUUUUGACCCGCAACUACUUUUUUUUUAUUGGCCCUAGACAUGCUCUGAAAAUUAAAUGAAUUAAUUAUUAUUCAGGAAGAUUAGAUAUAACUAUUAUCUGUGUCACCUAAAACAGUGGUUCUCAAACUUUUUUCAGUGAUGUACCCCCUGUGAACAUUUUUUUUAACUCAAGUCCCCCUAAUCAGCGCAAGGCAUUUUUGGUUGAAAAAAAGAGAUAAAGAAGUAAAAUACAGCACUAUGUCAUCAGUUUCUGAUUUAUUAAAUUUAAUAACAGUGCAAAAUAUUGCUAAUUUGUAGUGGUCUUUCUUGAACUAUUUGGAAAAAACAUACAAAAAUAACUAAAAACUUGUUGGGAAAAAAAAAUUUUCAAUUAUAAAUAAAGAUUUCUACACAUAGAAGUAAUCAUCGACUUAAAGUGCCCUCUUUGGGGAUUGUAAUAGAGAUCCAUCUGGAUUCAUUGAAGUUAAUUCUAAACAUUUAUUCACAAAAAAAUAAAUAUUUAAUAUCAAUAUUUAUGGCACAUGUCCACAAAAAAUCUAGCUGUCAACACUGAAUAUUGCAUUGUUGGAUUUCUUUUCAGAGAUCUUUUUGACAAACAUUUUAGUGAGAAACCUGAGCUUGUGCUUCACUGAGGAUAUUUGUCAGUCUUGGUGAUAUUGUGGACGCCUUCCUCAUCGUGCCUUGAGAUGACCUGAAUUCAUUUAGUCUCCUCUUAAAAAAAAUCAGGUGGCUUACCGACAUGGCAAGUGUGUCUUGUCCGGAGAUGCCGCUGAAGAUGUGCGGGCUUCAUGCCGCUGUUAGCUAACAUUUCUCCACAGAAAAAACACAAUGCCUUGGGGGGUUACAACUCGAAGCCGUAAAUCCCAUUAGCACAUAUUCUUCGGAAUACUGUCUGAAUUGUGCCGGCUCUGGUUUGGCCUUCUUUGGCACAUGUUCCUCCUCGUUUUCAGCUGCAUUACUGCCACGCUUUAACCACGCCUCCAUUGUUUUCUCCAUCGAUUGUUGAUUGACAGUUGGUGCCGUGCGGAACCGCCAGGUAGGAUCAAACCAUCAUGAUAUGGGGGGAAACUCUGGGUUUAUGGUAAUUAAUGGAAUAGCCAAGUACUUGAUUUGAUGUUCAUUGUUUUAACUUACAUUCAUACUUUGUUGAAGUAUUAUUGAAUAAAUACAUUUAAAAAGGA
Messenger RNA from Nerophis ophidion (straightnose pipefish), 2106 nucleotides. It is a transcript of the gene pcbd1, whose product is annotated as pterin-4 alpha-carbinolamine dehydratase/dimerization cofactor of hepatocyte nuclear factor 1 alpha. Gene Ontology annotation, biological process: tetrahydrobiopterin biosynthetic process. The record is from RefSeq and is a predicted model, not a curated record. The transcript is spliced from 4 exons. Gene Ontology annotation, molecular function: 4-alpha-hydroxytetrahydrobiopterin dehydratase activity. Bases 277 to 585 code for a protein of 102 amino acids. Lineage: Eukaryota; Metazoa; Chordata; Actinopteri; Syngnathiformes; Syngnathidae.